This is a messenger RNA of Dicentrarchus labrax (European seabass), 2139 nucleotides long. RefSeq names its product glucokinase (hexokinase 4) (gene gck). The transcript has 10 exons. The record is from RefSeq and is a predicted model, not a curated record. NCBI's taxonomy places the organism in Eukaryota, Metazoa, Chordata, Actinopteri, Moronidae. Gene Ontology annotation, biological process: glycolytic process; regulation of insulin secretion; glucose 6-phosphate metabolic process. The coding region runs from base 103 to 1539 and encodes 478 amino acids. Gene Ontology annotation, molecular function: glucokinase activity; ATP binding; D-glucose binding. Gene Ontology annotation, cellular component: mitochondrion; cytosol.
UGGUAUUCACACUUCACUGACUCUGCACACACACAGGGUGGACACACACUCAUCACACACCUAGAAACACACACAGAGGUUCAUUUAGUUAAACCUGCGAAGAUGCCUUGUGUCAGCUCUUAUCUCGACCAGAUGGUGAAGAUGCCUUGUAGCUACAGCUCUGCGGUUGAUGAAAUCCUCAUGGUAGAGCAAAUCCUAUCAGAAUUUAGGCUGAAUAAGGAAGACCUAAAAGAAAUCAUGAAGAGGAUGCAACGUGAGAUGAACAAAGGCUUGCAUUUAGAGACACACGAACAGGCCAGCGUCAAAAUGCUUCCAACUUAUGUCUGCUCCACCCCUGAAGGAUCAGAGGUGGGCGAUUUCCUGGCUCUGGACCUGGGAGGGACAAACUUCCGUGUGAUGCUGGUGAAGGUGGGUGAAGAUGAGGAGAGGAGCUGGAAGGUGGAGACCAAGAACCAGAUGUACUCCAUUCCUGAAGAUGCCAUGACAGGCACUGCUGAAAUGCUGUUUGACUACAUAGCAGAGUGUAUGUCAGACUUUCUGGACAAACAUCAUCUCAAGCACAAGAAGCUUCCUCUGGGUUUCACCUUCUCCUUUCCUGUACGACAUGAGGACAUUGACAAGGGUAUCCUGCUUAACUGGACCAAAGGCUUCAAGGCAUCUGGGGCAGAAGGGAACAAUGUUGUGGGUUUACUCAGAGAUGCUAUCAAGAGACGAGGGGACUUUGAAAUGGAUGUGGUUGCCAUGGUGAAUGACACAGUAGCCACCAUGAUUUCCUGCUAUUAUGAGGAUCGCAGCUGUGAAGUGGGAAUGAUUGUUGGUACUGGUUGUAAUGCAUGUUACAUGGAGGAGAUGAGGACUGUGGAGCUUGUAGAAGGGGAGGAGGGCCGGAUGUGUGUGAACACAGAGUGGGGGGCAUUUGGAGACAACGGUGAGCUGGAGGAGUUCCGGCUGGAAUACGACAGAGUGGUGGAUGAGACCUCAAUUAACCCCGGACAUCAGCUUUAUGAGAAGCUGAUCAGUGGGAAGUAUAUGGGUGAGCUGGUCAGGCUUGUUCUGAUGAAGUUGGUGAAUGAAGAUCUGCUGUUUAAUGGUGAAGCGUCAGAGCAACUGAAGACACGUGGCAGCUUUGAGACACGCUACGUCUCACAGGUGGAGAGUGACACUGGGGACAGAAAACAAAUCUACAAUAUCCUGUCCUCACUGGGUGUUCUGCCGUCAGAGCUGGACUGUGACAUUGUGCGCCUGGUCUGUGAGAGUGUUUCCACUCGCUCUGCUCAUAUGUGUGGCGCAGGGCUCGCUGGUGUGAUCAACCUGAUGCGGGAGCGACGCAGCCAGGAAGCCCUGGAGAUCACAGUUGGGGUUGAUGGAUCUGUCUACAAGCUGCACCCAUGUUUCCGUGACAGGUUCCACAAAAUCGUCAGGGAACUCACACCUCACUGUGAAAUCACGUUCAUCCAGUCAGAGGAGGGGAGCGGUCGCGGAGCUGCUCUUAUCUCAGCAGUGGCCUGUAAGAUGGCGGCAUGCAUGCUGACACAGUAAAAAAGGGAGCUGUGCACUGAGCUGUCUCCCGGCAGGACAGCGGUGAAGCAAGCCUGAACUCUGUUUUGAGAACAUUGAUGACAUGUCAUCCACAGUCGGCAGCACUGGCCUUUUUCAAGGUCUGCAGGAUGUGUAUCAGCAAAGUGGACAGUCACUGCUGGAAGAUGUGCAGAAGAGAAAGCAGCAAACAACUUGUAUUAUAGACUGUAUUUGGUAGUAUUAGACCAAUUUGUAGCAAUUUCAAUAUUUUCUGAAUUGGUUUGCUGUGACUGACUUGCCCAUUUAAAAAAUGGAUGUAUUAUUGAUGCAUUAAAAAACCAGUGCAAACUGGUUGAUGUACAACAAAAGGAUUGUUUUGGUAAAUACUGUUGUAAACAAAAUCAAAUUCUUUCAUUUUUGUGUAGUAAUUCCUGUUAGUGAGCAAUAAAAUAUUUCUUUGGUAUUGUAUAUUUAAAUUGUUGUUUACAACCUAAUGUGUGUGUGAGUGUAUGCCAGUAGGUUGUAGUUUUUCAUAUGUGCAUGAUGAAAUGUGAUGGAUGUGAAUAAGCUUUAAAUAAAUGUAAAAUAAAUGCUGUAAAUAAAAUUGCUCAAUUAAACUAA